This is a messenger RNA of Anopheles maculipalpis, 993 nucleotides long. RefSeq lists its product as uncharacterized. The coding region runs from base 79 to 993 and encodes 304 amino acids. The transcript has 4 exons. NCBI's taxonomy places the organism in Eukaryota, Metazoa, Arthropoda, Insecta, Diptera, Culicidae. The record is from RefSeq and is a predicted model, not a curated record.
CAAGACUUAUUCCUGAACCGAAACGAAACCGGCAACCGGCUACUGACCGACAUCACGACAUCGGGUAUAUACGAGACGAUGAACCGAUUUUUAAGGAUGAAGAAGGAAGAUUUCUUCCAUUUACUGUCCCUUGUUGGUCCAAAAAUUGCGAAAAUGGACACAGAUUUCCGCAAAGCAAUCACGGAACAGGAAAGGCUGCUGAUAACAUUGCGUUAUCUUGCGACUGGAGAGACAUUUACCAGCCUCCAAUACGUGUUCCGGGUGUCGAGGCAUUCUAUCAGCAGAAUAGUUAAAGAGACGUGCGCAUGUCUUAUCGAGGCUUUGCGGGAUUAUGUCAAGCUACCCUCUACCGAAGAAGAAUGGCUUGCAAUCUCAAGACGAUUUGAGCAGCGCUGGAGAUUUCCUCACGCAAUAGGUGCAAUCGAUGGGAAGCACGUUGAAAUUAUUUGCCCUCGUAAUAGCGGAUCCGAAUAUCACAACUAUCAAAAAUUUUUUAGUAUUGUAUUAAUGGUUGUGGUCGAUGCUGAUUAUAACUUUUUAUGGGCAGAUGCUGGUGGUAAGGGAGGAAUAUCGGACGGUGGAAUAUUUAAAAACACACGGCUGUAUCACAAGCUAGAAAACGACCAACUAAACAUUCCACCAGCAACGCCAUUGCAGGUCCCGUACCAAACCCCAGUCCCAUACUUUAUUCUCGGUGACAAGGCAUUUGCCUUUACCAAUUACUGCUUAAGACCGUACAGCGGGGUGCAUCCUCCUGAUUCAAUGGAGCGUACAUUCAACAAAAUGCACUCUACUUGUCGUAUGCCAGUUGAAAAUUCGCUUGGAAUAUUAGCGAAUCGAUGGAGAGUGCUCAAAGGCAUACAACUGCAGCCGGAUGUUGCCAAAAACAUUGUUUUGACAACAGUUUACUUGCACAAUUUUUUGCGCAAGCAUGCUUCGCGGGACACAUACACACCCCCGUCUGCAUUUGAUAGGAAAAUCUUGCUGACAUAA